AUGACGGAGCUCGUGGCCAGCCAGCAGCCCAGCCCUCCAGGCAUGGAUCUAGCUGCUGGAGCUAAGCUGGUCGCUCGAGUCACGGAGCUCGAGCAGCGAGCCAUUGGGCUACAGGCGACCAAGGACGACCUGAUCGCCCAGAUCCGGGCGCUUCAACAGGCAGGUGGCAUU
This is a messenger RNA of Monoraphidium neglectum, 171 nucleotides long. RefSeq lists its product as hypothetical. The record is from RefSeq and is a predicted model, not a curated record. The annotation marks the transcript as partial. NCBI's taxonomy places the organism in Eukaryota, Viridiplantae, Chlorophyta, Chlorophyceae, Sphaeropleales, Selenastraceae. The transcript has a single exon.